Molecule: messenger RNA, 798 nt
Organism: Adelges cooleyi (spruce gall adelgid)
Lineage: Eukaryota; Metazoa; Arthropoda; Insecta; Hemiptera; Adelgidae
Exons: 3
Coding region: 184-585 (133 amino acids)
Source: RefSeq, a predicted model, not a curated record
AACAAUAUUGUGUGCACACACAAUCAAACGCUCGCGAACACUGUGUUAGUGGUUUACAAUCGGAAUUUUGUUUCUUUUUUUCUUGUACUUGUGCUUGUUCUUGAUAAACCAAUCCUUAAUAAUUAAGCCUUCCCAGCUGCGCGUGUGUGUGUGUGUGUGUGUGCGUUCGAAUCGACCGGCGUCAUGUCUUGGUUCCUGUCGGACGACGACGAAGAGGAUGAAAACCUGCUGUUCAGCCCUGCUUUAAUGGCUCGCCGGGCCAGUGAGAGUUGGAUCGACACACCGCCCUUUGAGGAAGUUUCCGUCCAAGUGGCGUUGCAGCGGAAAAAGAGUUUGCCGGACGUACAAGUUCCUGCUUACGCACAAGCGUCGAUCACCAGAGAGGAAGUAUCACUGUUAAGUUCGGCCCGUAGGGAGGAAAUCCGAAGAAUGGAAGAAGAAAACGAACGACUCCGGGCCAACCCGUUGCUCUAUUUAGUCAGUCCGCACAUGAAGGAUUGGAUCUCAAGACAGCAAUUGAUGUUGGCCAUAUUGUUCUUCAAUAUUACAUUGGCGUUGAUAUUUUUUAAGCUGUUGGCCUCCUAGACUUGCUAUUCGAAUCAAGUGACGAAAGAGAUAAAUGUCAAAACAGAUAAUUAAUAUUAUUAUUAUGUAAAAAUUAAAAACUCCCUUAAAUGUAUCGUCUAUUGUUUUGCCAUAAGCUCAAUGAAAAAAUGUAGGUAGAUAGUUAACAGAUGAUUUACCAUUGUUGUCGGUUACUUGUUUCUGUGUAAAAUAAUAUUAAUAAUAAACUUAGUA